Humulus lupulus (European hop) is the source of this 1504-nucleotide messenger RNA. RefSeq names its product la protein 1-like. Gene Ontology annotation, molecular function: mRNA binding. Lineage: Eukaryota; Viridiplantae; Streptophyta; Magnoliopsida; Rosales; Cannabaceae. The transcript is spliced from 10 exons. Bases 91 to 1161 code for a protein of 356 amino acids. The record is from RefSeq and is a predicted model, not a curated record. Gene Ontology annotation, cellular component: nucleus. Gene Ontology annotation, biological process: RNA processing.
UACUAUUAACACAAUGAAUAUCAAAUCUAAUAUUUCAAUUGCCAAGUCCAAAACCCUCAGACGCGGUAAAAAGAAGAAAAGUCCGCUGCAAUGAAAAUGGCUUCUUGGGACGAAGAGACUACGAACAAAGUUCUCCGCCAGGUUGAGUUUUACUUUAGCGAUAGUAAUCUUCCUCGAGACGAUUUUCUCAGAAAAUCAGUCUCUCAAAGCCCUAAUGGCUUGGUCAGCUUGGCUCUGAUAUGUACCUUCUCUCGCAUGAGGAGUUUACUUGGUUUGAGUCCUAACACUAAGCGUGACGAUGUUCCUGAUCGAAUUGUGAAAUCCGUGGCUAAAAUUUUGCGAAAAUCCAAUUGCUUGAGAGUUUCUGAUGAUGGUCAAGAGGUUGGUCGAGUUAAUGAGCUUAAUAAGCCAGAAGAGGUAAUAGAGCAAGUAGAUACAAGAACCAUUGCAGCCUCACCUUUGGAAUAUGAUGUCAAGAUUGAAGAUUUGGAUAUUUUCUUUGCUAACUAUGGCAAGGUUAAUAGUGUGAGGCUACCUGGUCAUGUUGCAGACAAAAAAUGCUUUUGUGGCACUGCAUUAGUUGAGUUCUCAAUAGCUGGGGAUGCUGAUAAUAUUCUGAAGCAAAAUUUGAUUUAUGCUGGUAACAAGUUAAAGUUAAAGCGAAAGAAAGAGUUCGAUUCUGAGAGAGAAUUAUUGACCAGUGAUGUUCUAAAGUCCAAUCCAUUGAGUGCUAGCGACACAAAUGAUGGUGCUAUGAAACUAAAGUACCAGAAAGGUUUAGUUAUUGCAUUAAAAUUGAAGAGAAAGUUAGUUGGAGGGAAUACUGAACAAAAAACAUGCGAAAAGACCGAUCAAAGUGAACAAAAAAUCUCUGUUGAUAAACAAACAAGAGAAGCGGCUGCCCAAAAAGAAAAUGACUCUCUCCUGUGUGCAGAAGUUAAGAACUCCUUUCAAAGAUUUGGCACUGUUAAGUAUGUUGACCUUGAUUCUGGAGCAGAUUCAGGUUACAUAUGUUUUCAAGAACCAGAAUCAGCUAUAAGAGCCCGUGCAGCUGCAGAAUUUGUGGAAGGCGGUGUUGAUUCAAAAAACUUCAUCAUGUUCUUAGAAGCAGUUACUGGCGAGGCUGAAGAGGAGUAUUGGAAAUCUUACCAACCAUUGUGAUAAUAGCGGUGAUAGAAUCGGAAAAGGUAGAAGACGCAAGCAUGCAUUCCCCGGAAAAUGAGUCUGCAGACUAGAGCUAAUUUGAUAAUCAGUAAAGGUUUUUGAAUUUUUUUUUAUUUUUUAUCAUAUAUGCCAAUGAAGUGAAAAUUUGCAGGAGGGUGAGACUUGGUGGCCAAUUUUUUGAUGAGAUAAUUGAAUGUCGUCAGCUCUAGCAACAAUUCCUUGUACAUUUUUUCCCCAAUGUUAAAGAUAUGCUAAGUAGAUUCGAAAUUACAAGAAUGGUAUGAGUUAUUUUGUAGUGGUAAAAUAAUGCCAAUUUUUUAAGGUAUCCACUAUUCAGAAA